AUGGAGUCUCACAAUUUCAGUGUCAACUCAGUCUUCUCUUGCUUAUUCUUUGCUAUUUUGUUCUCCUUCGGCUCCCUUGCUUCUUUUGCUGUUGCAGAAACUCACUACCAUGAGUUUGUUAUUGAAGAAAGGCCAGUGAAGAGGCUGUGCAAAACCCAUGGCAGAAUCACAGUGAAUGGACAAUUCCCAGGUCCAACAUUGGAAGUCAGAGAUGGUGACUCCUUAGUCAUCACAGCUAUAAACAAAGCUCAGUAUAAUGUCACCCUACACUGGCAUGGAAUUAGACAGCUGAGAAAUCCAUGGGCGGAUGGACCUGAAUACAUAACACAGUGCCCUAUUCUACCAGGAAGGAGCUAUACAUACAGGUUCACCAUCAUAAACCAGGAAGGUACUUUGUGGUGGCAUGCUCAUAGCAAAUGGCUUAGAGCCACUGUCUAUGGAGCUCUCAUCAUCUACCCUAAGUUGGGCUCUCCCUACCCUUUCCCCAUGCCCAGACGAGAAAUUCCCAUUCUUCUUGGAGAAUGGUGGGACAGAAACCCUAUGGACGUUCUCAGGCAGGCCAUUUUCACCGGAGCUGCCCCAAAUGUCUCUGAUGCUUAUACCAUCAACGGUCAACCUGGUGAUUUUUACAGAUGCUCCAAGCAAGAGACUGCGGUGUUUCCAGUACAAUCAGGAGAGACAAUUCUGUUGAGAAUCAUUAAUGCUGCAAUGAACCAGGAGCUCUUCUUCAGUGUAGCAAAUCACAAACUCACCGUUGUUGCUGUUGAUGCUGCCUACACCAAGCCCUUCACCACCAAUGUCAUCAUGAUAGCUCCAGGCCAGACAACAAAUGUCCUGCUCACUGCAGAUCAGCCGCCAGCUCGUUACUACAUGGCUGCACAUGCCUAUAACACAGCCAAUGCAGCCUUUGACAACACCACCACCACUGCAAUUCUUGAAUACAAAUCUGCUCCCUGCAAUGCCAAGAAAGGAAAGUCUUCAUCCUCUACACCAGUCUUUGCUCAGCUUCCAGGAUUCAAUGACACUGCCACUGCAACUGCAUUCACUUCCAGUUUAAGAAGUCCUCACAAGGUUCAUGUUCCCAUUACAAUUGAU
Molecule: messenger RNA, 1095 nt
Organism: Carica papaya (papaya)
Lineage: Eukaryota; Viridiplantae; Streptophyta; Magnoliopsida; Brassicales; Caricaceae
Source: RefSeq, a predicted model, not a curated record